UGGUAAGAUGAGAUAUCCAGCUGACUCACCAACUUGGAAAUCUAUUGAUGCUAGGUGGCCUGAAUUCGGCAAUGAACCUAGGAAUAUCCGUCUUGGUCUUUCUGUAGAUGGAAUCAAUCCACAUACAACCCUUAACAGUAAGUAUAGUUGCUGGCCAGUUUUGCUUGUGAUGUAUAACUUGCCGCCUUGGUUGGUAAUGAAGCGAAAAUUCACUAUGCUUACACUGUUGAUAUCAGGCCCUUCACAACCUGGUAAUGACAUUGAUGUGUAUUUAGCCCCUCUAGUUGAUGAUUUGAGUCAAUUGUGGUAUGAGGGUGUUCCUGCAUACGAUGCCUUUAGGAAAGAAGAAUUCAAUCUUAAGGCCAUAUUACUGUGGACCAUUAAUGAUUUUCCAGCUUUCGGAAAUCUUUCUGGAUACAGUGUGAAAGGGGACAAGGCAUGUCCUAUUUGUGAGGAGAAAACAUGCUCUAUGUAUUUGAAACACUCUAAGAAAAUGUGUUAUAUGGGACAUCGAAAGUUUUUACCAAAGGAACAUGUGUUUCGGACUUGGAAAAAAGCAUUCAACGGUAAGCAGGAAUUUGAAUUGCCACCUUCACCUCUGCAAGGGGAACAAGUAUUUGAGAAGUUGAAUAAAGUUCAAUUCCACCUUGGAAAGCGAAAAAUGACUUCAAAGAAAAGAAAAGGUCGGCGUGAGAAAAGUGACAUUACAAAUGAACCUCAGGGGCCAUGGAAGAAGAAGUCAAUAUUUUUUGAGCUCGAAUAUUGGAAGCAUUUGUUUGUACCUCAUAAUUUGGAUGUGAUGCAUAUUGAGAAAAAUGUAUCAAACAACUUGCUUAAUACCUUGUUCAAUAUUCCUGGGCGGAGCAAAGAUGGAAUCAAAUCCCGCCUAGAUUUGAAAGAGUUAGGGAUCCGGACCAAUUUACACCCACAAGUUGUUGGUGGACGAACGUUUUUACCACCGGCUUGUCAUGCUCUGACUAAAGUAGAAAAACAAUCUUUCUGUAGUUCUAUCUCCCAUGUGAAAUUACCUGAAGGGUACUCUUCAAAUGUAUCAGAUUGGGUGGAUACAAACAAAUUGAGUUUGAGUGGUCUUAAAUCUCACGAUCAUCAUAUGUUGAUUCAACACAUUCUACCGGUGAGUAUCCGUUCUGUGUUGCCUAAGAAAGUUAGAUAUGCAAUCACGAGGUUGUGUUUGUUCUUCAAAUCUCUUUGUUGUAAAGUGGUUGAUGUCCCUAAGUUAAUGAAUCUCAGGUCAGAAAUUAUAGAAGUUUUGUGUUAUUUGGAACAAUUUUUUCCACCUUCCUUUUUUGACAUAACGGUUCACCUAACAGUGCAUUUAGUGAGAGAGGUGAAGUUGUGUGGACCUGUGUACUUAAGAUGGAUGUACCCAUUUGAACGAUACAUGAAAAUGUUGAAAGGUUAUGCUAGAAAUAAAAGUAGGCCCGAGGGUUGUAUUGUUGAAUCAUACAUCGUUGAAGAGACGAUUGAAUUCUGCUCAGACUACAUGUCAGAGGUUACAACUGUUGGCUCUCGCCUUACUCUGGUCGAUAUUGGAACAAGUAGAGAGAAUAGAGGUGUUUCUGUUUGCGGUGUUAGCCGAGCUGAUCGUGAAGAAGCUCACCGACUUGUUUUGCAAAAUAUUGACGAGGUCCAACUAUACAUUGAGGAACAUUUUAAUUGGAUCAAGACCACUACUCCGACUAAGGCAAUGAAUCAAAAAUGGGUACAAGAUGAACAUUAUCGAAAUUUCAAUACAUGGUUUAAAAAAAAGGUAUAUGUGGAAAUGUGUGAAUCCCCAAGCAAUGUAUCUAACACGCUACUUUGCAUAUCACGAGGUCCUUCGUGUGAUGUACUCAAGUAUCAAUCGUACUAUAUAAAUAGUACUCAAUUUUGCACCCAAAACCAUGAUAAAUGUAAAAAAACACAGAAUAGUGGUGUAAUGAUAGUUGCUAAGACUUUCCAACUAUCUAGUUCAAAAGAUAAAAAUUCUAAUGAAUGUGACAUGUCUUUUUAUGGUGUAAUUCAAGAAAUUUGGGAAUUAGAUUACAAUAGUUUUCGGAUCCCUGUUUUCCUUUGUGAUUGGGUUAGGAGUGAUAAUGGAGUCAAAGACGAUGAAUUUGGAUUCAAGUUAGUGGACUUGAAUCGAAUUGGCCACAAGUUCAAUAAGUUUAUAAUGGCGUCCCAAGCCACUCAAGUAUUUUACAUGAGCGAUCCAUUAGAUGCACGUUGGUCAGUUGUCUUGACAACGCAACCAAAAGAUUAUGCUAACCAAGAGUCUAGUGACGAUGAUCUCAUGCUCAGUGACCAAAUUUAUCAAAUCACUCCACCACUUAUUGAUUUCACUGUUGAGGACGAUAUAAUAUCAUCUCGAGAUGAUGGGGAAGGAUUAUGGGUGAACGAACCUAUCAAUACAUAAGUUAUCAAAUACAUAUUGAUUCAUUAUGGAAUCAGCACCAAACGAUGAUUGGGAUGGUUUCGUUUAUGAAGAGGAAGAAGCACCCGAAGAACAAUCCAUGCGAGAAGAAUCCAGUGUUAAACACGAAGAACCAAAGAAGAAAAACACACGCGGUAGAAGCAAACCGAACGAUAUAACAAAAAUUAAAAAUGAGGGGAAGAUUCUGGAAGUUGAGUACAAUACACCUAUUAUAGGCAUGAUCCUAUUAGAAUAGAAAGAACUUCAUAUGUUGCUUGAUAAUACUAAAAUUCUUUUUAGUGUGACACACCAUACAAUACCCCUCAAUAGGUUGAAUAUGUCUUGAUAUUACUGUGUUGAUUGGCCAAUAAAAUGACUAUUUGUAUUUAUAUAUAUAAGCAUAUCUAAUCUAACUAGUAUUUCUAAA
Cannabis sativa is the source of this 2840-nucleotide messenger RNA. RefSeq lists its product as uncharacterized. Bases 8 to 2416 code for a protein of 802 amino acids. NCBI's taxonomy places the organism in Eukaryota, Viridiplantae, Streptophyta, Magnoliopsida, Rosales, Cannabaceae. The transcript is spliced from 4 exons. The record is from RefSeq and is a predicted model, not a curated record.